This is a messenger RNA of Cannabis sativa, 648 nucleotides long. RefSeq lists its product as uncharacterized. Bases 1 to 648 code for a protein of 215 amino acids. Lineage: Eukaryota; Viridiplantae; Streptophyta; Magnoliopsida; Rosales; Cannabaceae. Gene Ontology annotation, molecular function: RNA-DNA hybrid ribonuclease activity; nucleic acid binding. The record is from RefSeq and is a predicted model, not a curated record. The transcript is spliced from 2 exons.
AUGGUCUCUGCCACUAAUUUUAGAGACUGGUUGUUGAAUGUUUUGAGUCGUGGUCAGCCUUCGAUGUUCGAGGAAGCUCUAAUGGUUUCUUGGUCCAUAUGGAAGGAUAGGAAUGACUUCCUAUGGAAUAAGAAAAUCAAUGUUAUAGCUAAUGUUAUUGUAUAUGCACACUUGCAAAAUACUGGGGCGUUACAACACUCUGUCCUUAACCAAUGGAAUUUGGCUCGCUCAAAUCGCUUUGAGCUGCUGCCAGUAAUUUUGCAUACAUACAGUAGCGGUGAGCAUUGGACUGCACCUGAUGUUGGUUUUGUUAAGGUCAUUGUAGAUGGAGUCGUGUUCGCUGCCUCACAGUCUUAUGGUGUGGGUGGUAUUGCCCGUGGAAAUGAUGGCAGGGUGAUUGAAGCCUUCUCCUUACACAAAGCCGACUGUGUUCAUCCAAGUUUGGUGGAGGCAAUUGGUGUCAUAGAGGCACUAAGUUGGGUUAAAAAAAAAGGUUGGCAACACACUACUAUUGAAAUAGAUUUGCUUGUGGUGGUUCAAGCACUUGAAAACAAUAUUGUAAUGCAAUCUGUUUUUGGUUCUGUUAUUGAUUGUUGUCUUAAUCUUCUUAAAUCUUUGGUCAAUGUUCAUGUUUGUUAUGUUAAAUGA